UUUUGUGAAACGAACAGAAAAAAAUAAGAAAAACACGAACAAUUUCUAUUUCUGCCGCAAAUGCUAAUACAAUUAUAAGUCGUUGCAGUUCUCCCUUUCUCUACGAGAAGUCGUAUUGAUGCACAAAACAGAAAAGCGAACAUACUUCGUUGAAGCCUAAACAUCUCGUUCACUUACGGCUUGGAGAACGAAAGGCUGCCCACAGACAGAAGGUAACGGUGAAGAUCCAGAAGAAGCCGACGGAGACGUCAGACUAGCGAACUUGGAAGUGCUUCAAAAGGAUAGUGAGUGUGUAGCACGACAGAAGUGUGGUGUAGUACGAGUCACGAGGAGGCGUGCAGAAGUCGAGAAGCAGUUCUGGACAUUUUUCGGCCGCUCACAUCGACAGGAUGAGGGUGGCGUGCAGGCCAAAGGAAACUGCUUUGCUCUUGCUGGCGUUAGCGGUGAGCGCUGCAGAAAGUGACGGGGGACUACUUGAAGGCGUUGAAGUCGUGACGUCGACAUCGGUGUCUGUCAGAGUGUCCACGUCGGAAGAUCACGUACCGAGAGAAUCGGUUAUUAAUCAUGUCGUUGAAAAGGAAAAAACUCAGUCAAAUGCCAGAGGAACAGUGACAAAAAUGUCCGCCCCAAAAGGUGUGAUGAAGGAAGAUCAGCAAGGUACUUCUCGGGUGGCUACACAAGGUCAGAGCGUCACAAUCAGUGCUCUUGGCCCUAGCACAGAAUCGCCAAAGUUCCGUGUUCGUCAUAAAUCUGGAAGUACAUUACCGACCGCCGCGCCAACCCUAGCCGAGGCUACAACUAUCGCCUAUACAACCACAGCCUCCCCGAGUGCCGAAGCACCAAAGGAAGCCCCCCGGCGGAAACGGAAGAGGCCAGCGGGAUAUCGUCGCCCUAUGCCGGAGGGCCAAGCUCCACAGCAACAAACGGUGCCUCAUUCAGGCCCAAUUCUGCCCAGACGCAGCCAUAGACCUGAACAAGAGCGCAAGCACUCACAGGUGAGACCUCAUCAGCAGUUCGCGCAGAACUAUCAACCGCAGCAAGAGAAGCAUCAACCACCCCAACAGGAACAACAACAACAACAACACGUUGAAUUAAACCAUCAACCACAGCUUGACUUACCCCAGCAAGCAUCCCCUAGUCCAGCCCAGUUACCCUCGCAAUAUCAAACUCCGCCGCCACGUCAUGAAGCCAUCAAACCUUUCUCUGUCCCAGCGCCCGUACCGGCACUUGCUUCUCAACAGGAUACGCAACAGCAAUCGGAAGCCCAUCCUAUAAUGCCCGCACUUCAGUACCCUCUCCCAUCCCCACCUUCACUAAAACCUGUGGCGCCAGUUCUGCCUCCUAACAUACAACAUCCCACUGAUCAGCCCCAAUCUGAAGCUGUCCCGACCCACCAGCCGCAAGUACGACCUCGGCCCGUGCAAUUCCAGCCGCAGCUGCAUAACGCUCUACCGAUUCCCCGCCCCGUGGUAACUCCCGCUCAAAAUCCUCCAAAAGUAGUACCAGUAGCUACAGCUGAGCCCCCCUCUCCUCCCACUCAUUCGUUAGUUCACUCUAACCAGCCCCAAGUACAUCUUCCUAUUCUCUCACUGCCGGCAGUUCCAUCAUCUCAUCAGGAGCCUGUACCUUUACCGCCGGUACCAAUCAAGAAAAUUAAGCCCCACAAAGCUAAGAAACAGCAUCGUGCACCUGACAACUCCGUGAAGCACGCGCCAAUUACUCGACCUAUCGUUCAACAUCCGGUUGAUCCGCUUCUAUUACCGCCUACGCUGCCCCCACCUACAAUUCCUAAGCACACGGCAACGACUGCGAAGUCAUCCUUCCUCUCGUACUUUUCCUUCGGUAAGAAGGACGAAAUAAAACCGCCUGAACCGGUUCCUGUGCCUCUACCGCUAACUGCACCGACUCCCGGCGUUCAGCAACAGCAUCAACAAAACCAAUACCAGCAUUAUCAUCGACAACAUGCUGCCAUCGACCCUUAUCAGUCGGGGGCUGCAGAACUACCUUUUAAGGAGAUGCCAGUAAAACCACAGAAGUUCCCCAAGACAACAAAGAGCCAGAAGCAAUCGAAGCUUUCAAAAAAGCAUCAUUCUCAGCAAUUCGAAACCCCUCGAUCCACACCUGCUCAAGGUAAUGAUGAGUAUCCCAUUCCACCAGCCGUGCCUAUUCCGCCACCGAAGUACGAUGAGCCCCACCGGCAUGUAGAAGCUGCGCAGCCCACUUUGCAGACAACCGUGACCUCUCCACAGACCUCCUACACGCCCCCUCCUGCCCUGCAAACAACCCGAGACAUCCCCCAAACGACAUUCCAACAGACAACGCAUUACCAACCGGUGGAAACCCAACGGCCGUAUCAUCAUGCACCGAGCUACACCCCGUCACCAAUGAACCACCUUCCGUCGUUCCUUUUCGGUUACCAACACGGCCAGCAACCGCCCCAGCAGCUCCAACAGGUUCAAUAUCACCACUUGUCACCCCCACAGCACUAUCAACAACAACAGCAGCACCAUCAUAGCGUAAAUGUGCAGCAUUCCCAUCAGCAGGCUAAAGUUCCUGAGCAGUUCCCGCAGCAGCCAACACAUCCUCACGCUAACCACCAUGCACAGCCGCAGCAACAAAUUGGCCAGCAGCUUAUUCAAACGUUUUCCCAGCAGGUCAGCCAGCAGCGGCAACAGCAACAGCAGCAGCAGAGCCACCAACAACCCCAGGCACUUCUUGUGCAGAUGCCACAGAAUGUCAAUCCCAGUGAGCAAAUUGAGUUGCCUGCGGAGAUGCUGAAGGCCCUGGGCGUGAAGAGCGUCGCGCCAGGUGUACAGAAACCUACUGAUAGCCUUGGACAGAGUCCCGCGCCUGUAGUCGGACACCUCUCGAAUGGUAAGGGUGUGGUAGUAUUAGACGAAGCGUCGAAUCGGCCUUACGUUCGACCAAACACCGCUGCUUACCACGCUUCACCAGAAGUCUACGGGAGUCCAGUGGCGGUUGAUGUGUCCAAAACUCCAUUCACCAAGGGCAUCCCACACGGGUUUCCGGCUCCCUCGAAAAUUCAAGUUGAUGAGAAAACUCAGGUUUCUCUCUCCGGUGUAGUUUUGUCACAUGACGGUGGGCUUAAGACAACGUACAGCGAGCUGCCGCCUACGCAGGUAAAUCUUAACGAACCGUUAAAUGUCCACAUCCCGAUUAGUCAGCUUCCUCCACGACCUGCAGUAAACGUCCGUAUCAAAGGGCCUGACGGCAAAGUAUCUGAAGUACUCGUGCCACUCCAUGAAAGCAACGUCAAAAAUGGAGGAUUUCAAUUGCCUCCAAUCGGCGGUCUGAUUGAUCAGGCGGCACACGAGUCCAAUGGUUCACCGAAAAAGUACAUUCCUACUGACUAUUACACUUCUGGGAAACCGGGCCGUUCACACCACCGACUACCCGUUCCCUAUACGCAAGCAUUUGUGCCGUCCAAUCAUCAAAGCUCUCUGUUCGCGUCGCCAUCGAACCCGUUCCUGCAUUAUGCUAACCCUACGGGGCAAACCAUUAUAACAAGUCCACAGGACCCCCUACAGGCAGCCUCUUCCUCUGCUCAGAGUUCAUGGAUCGGUGGUUGGGGACACAGCAUUCGCAGUGUCGGCAGCCGAGUUGGAUCGAUCUUCUCAAGGAAGGCGUUGUCCAGCUAAAGCAGCGCAUCCCAUCCUAUAUUUACCCAGACGCUUAAACACUGGUUUACCUACAGCAGGCGAAUACAAGUACAGCCACUGAUGAAAACCGAUUUUAAUUGAAAUAUGGACAUAAAUCAUCGGAAACCGAAGAACAACAUGUGUUUUUGAAUAUGUGUGUACACGACGGGGAAGCAGCUAGGCAUAGCCCGUAUUAUUAUUACAUAUGAAAAUUAUUACGUACGUUUUUACGUAUGAAAAAUACGGAAUGAAAAGAGGAAACUUAUACGAAAUUAAUCAGGUAAUAAUAAAACACGGUGCCAGUAUGAGCUUGAUGGUGCCAACAAUAGUGACACGCAAUAUUAACACAUAUGGGUUAUGAAAAUGAGUGUAAUACUGUGAACAGAAGGAAACUGAAUCAGCAAUUACGUACGCAACACGUAAGCGAAUUCGUUGUGAAUACGGGAAAGCUUUUAAGCGCUUAAAGAUCAACCGAACAGCAAAAUCUACAGGGGGCGGGAGAGAAGAUAGAAGUGAAGUUUGUCGUACGAAUGAAUGAGUCAACGUGAUGGUAGUUGAUAUUGUUCUUUUUCUAAACUAUCUUUUAUAAUUUAUGUCAGCUCUUCAUUUUUGGGGUCGUGCGUUCUAAAAUAGGACCAUGGCCCUAGCAACGGUGUCCGACAUUUUUCAUCUCCUCAUCGAGACAGGCGUUGCGGAAGACUUCUCUGUAUAUAUAACACCUCAGCGUUUGUUGGUUCGUCAACUGCCAAGAAAGACAAUUUUUCGAAAAUAAAAAUUAAAUAGUUCUCAAGUUCCAUUAAAUAAAUACAAGCCACAUUCGCGUCAUCAUGUGUAACUGCGAGUGACUGUAGAGUAGCGGAUGGUUGGGAUUCUUAGGAAAACAAGAAUUAGGCCGAGAGCGAGAGAGAGCGAGAGAGAGAGAGAGAGUGAAAGAGAGACAGAAAGAAAACAAAGCGGGAGAUAACAAUAUAU
Messenger RNA from Varroa destructor (honeybee mite), 4631 nucleotides. RefSeq lists its product as uncharacterized. The record is from RefSeq and is a predicted model, not a curated record. Lineage: Eukaryota; Metazoa; Arthropoda; Arachnida; Mesostigmata; Varroidae.